AUGGCUACACAGACCGUACAAAUUCAUCGUACAAAUACAAAUUCAAGUAGUUCAAAUAAAAAAACUGAUGUAUGGUUUAAUGCAUUUGAUUUUGAACCUGGUCAAGAUGAAAAUAUUCGUUGGCUUAGUCGUCCAAAUCUACAAUUAGUACACGACAGACAUUCACAUGAUGCAGAAAAAUUUCGUAUUACAUUUGAUGUUGAAAAUUUUAAACCUGAUCAAAUUAAAAUCUAUGUUCAAAAUCAUAAAUUAACCAUAUCAGGUGUUUAUGAAGAGCGUACUGAAAAUCGUUUCGUACAAAAAAAAUUUGAAAGAAAUUUUGAGCUUCCAGCACAUGCUGAUGUUGAUUCAAUGGCAUCAUUUAUAACUCCAGCUCAUAUGCUUGUGGUUGAAAUUCCACUUCAUACAUCAACGCAUGUUGAUCAUUUAAAUGUUACUAGCAAUCAAAAUAAUCAACGUCGUCUAUCCUUUUCAUUACAUAAAUAUAAUACAUCAAAUGAUGUCUCUGGUUCUCCAACAACAGAUCAACAAAUUCAACGAACAUCUGUUACAAAAACUACGACAACGACGACAGGCGGCGUAACUGAUCUUCCACGUGAAGCAGCUGAAUUACUUAAAAAUGUGGAUACCACAACUGCUAGCAAUAUUCAUACUUAUAGUACACAAACAUCGGAACAUUAUUCAUCGAAUAAAGGCAUUAAAAAAACUGAUGCUACUGAACCUGAUAGAUCAUCAUCGACAACAACUACUAAACAAACAAUAUCAACAAGUUCGGAUUUGGCAAAUUUACCAAUAGAAGUUCCACCGGAACUUUUGGCUAGUGGUGGUACAAUAACAAUUCAAAAACGAAAAGUUUCAACAACAACAACAGAAGUCGAUAGAAGCACUGAUCAAGGUGCUUCUAUACCAAUUACACGUAGCACUGAUACACAAUCAACAUCAACUAAAAAUACAAGUACAACAAGCAAUACAUCACAAAAUACAUUAAAUCAACAACAGUCAAGUACUAGUGAACGUCGCGAUGCAAAAACAAUAUCAAGCACUAAUCAAAAUAGAAAGUAUACACUUGAAGAAUUUCUUCAAAAUAAAACCUGGAAUCCAUCACUUGUUGAUGGUCGUGGUGGCAAGAAAAUUCUCUAUAUGCGUUUACAAAUGAAGCCAGGUACAAAAUUGGAUCAAAUGAAAAUUUCACUUAAUGGAUAUGAUUUACGCAUUGAAGUCGAUAAUAAAGUAUCAAUUGAUGGUAUUCACUAUAUAAGUGAACAUAGUUAUCGUCAAGUUACUCUAUUUCCUACUUGUGAAGUUGAUCAUUUGACAACAGAAUUGAAAGAUGAUGGUUUUCUUCAUAUACAAGUCCCUAUCAAAUUAUAA
This is a messenger RNA of Rotaria sordida, 1371 nucleotides long. NCBI's taxonomy places the organism in Eukaryota, Metazoa, Rotifera, Eurotatoria, Philodinida, Philodinidae. The record is from the annotation of a GenBank genome assembly.